ACGUCCGCAGCAGUCAGGCCGUGCACCAGCGCGUACCUACGCCAUGCAGGGGCGCACAGAUCCUAGUCCCGAUGUUAUCUUGGGUACGUUCAUACUAUUUGAUUCGGUUAUGCAUGCCUUGAUCGAUCCGGGUUCCACGCUCUCCUAUAUCUGUGUUGGCAUGCCUGCUAAUUCUGCGAUCGUGAGGAGUGACCUUGAGAUACCUAUUGUUGUAUCGAAUCCGCUAGGACAUAGCAUGCGUCUUCAUCACAUUUAUCAUAGGUGUCCGUUGUCCGUGCAAGGGAAGCAAUUCCCUGCAGAUUUGAUAGGGCUACCACACAAGGAGUUUGACAUUAUCCUUGGUAUGGAUUGGCUCACCGAGCAUAGAGCAGUGGUCGACUGCAGUUGUCAGACCGUACGGCUGAGAGCCGAGGACGGUAGCGACGUAUCACUCUCCGAGGAGGUGUUCCCCAAGGCUCCCGAGUUCAUAUCGUCCUUGAGCGCGAGGCGCUUGAUUCGCAAGAAGUGCGAGAUGUUCCUGUGUCACGUUCAGAAUAUGCGAAAAGAAUCACCACGUCAGCAGGACAUCCGUACGGUUUGCGACUUCCCCGAUGUCUUUCCCGAAGACCUACCUGAGCUUAGCGAGCGUAAGCUCGAGGGACCAGAUAUUGUGCAGGAAACCGAGGAGAAGGUUCGUGUGAUCAGAGACCGACUCCGCACUGCUUCGGACAGACAGAAAUCUUAUGCAGACUUAAAGAGACGAGACAUAGAGUACAAUGUUGGUGACAUGGUAUUCUUGAAGGUUUCACCUUGGAAGAAGUGGCACACCGGUCCGGUGUCUCACGGGUUUGGGUUAUGCGGGUUGGGGUGUUACACUCGUGCUGGCUUUGUUGUUCCUUCGAAGGUCACGCUUCUUCAACAACUGCAAGAUCCGAACAAUAGGACCUGCAAGAUCAACUUGUGAGAAAGUUGAUCUACCCCCUUUUAAUCAAGAAGUUUGAUCAAAAGUUAUAUUCUUCAACGUGGUGUGGUACUUGAGGCAAGGAAACCUUCAAGUGUUUACACUAUAGCUCUUUGGAAGGAGGAGAAGUUUGCUUCUGGAUAAGGAGUUUUAAAAAUCUCUCUUUGUCAAGUUUUUUGAGCUCAGUGUGAAUGAGAUAGCUUUGUUAUUAGAGAUUGCUUCGUUGUGUUCGUCUAUCUCGUUAUCUCUUCUCCAGUCUUCCUAGGUUGCUAUUUAUAGCUGGAUUGGAUAAUCUAUCCGUUGAAUCAAAAUAGACUAUCCGU
Molecule: messenger RNA, 1263 nt
Organism: Cuscuta campestris
Lineage: Eukaryota; Viridiplantae; Streptophyta; Magnoliopsida; Solanales; Convolvulaceae
Source: the annotation of a GenBank genome assembly